This is a messenger RNA of Plenodomus lingam JN3, 150 nucleotides long. NCBI's taxonomy places the organism in Eukaryota, Fungi, Ascomycota, Dothideomycetes, Pleosporales, Leptosphaeriaceae. The record is from RefSeq and is a predicted model, not a curated record.
AUGCAUUGCGCCGGAGGCCUUCCGCUGGGUUUUCCCUUGCCUGCGCACCGCACCCCGUUUGCCAUUUUGGCAUCUGGCAUGCCUGUGUGCGUGGACGGUGUGCACUGGCGCACGCAUGCUCGGUACUCUAUGCCCAUGUUACCAGUGUAG